AAGUGGAGGAGGCGCCCCGGGCCGGACCGCGCUGCCGCAGGAGCGAAGCGGCUGCAGGAUAGGACAGGACCCGGCGCUGGAAGCUGCACCGCCCGCGCGCCGCCCCUCCGUCCCUCCGCCCAGGGGCGCAGGACCCCACAGCCACCCAGCAUGUCCCAGCGGCACUCAGACAGCUCCUUGGAGGAGAAGCUCCUGGAAUACCGCUUCCACUCGGAGCUCCGGCUCGAUGCUGGUGGGAACCCAGCCUCUGGGCUCCCAAUGGUCCGUGGCUCCUUGCGUGUUAGAGACAAUGCCGCCUUCCAGCCCGAGGUCCCGGCACCCCCACAGCCUCGGCCCCCGGGGCACGAGGAGCCACGGCCCAUCGUCCUGAGCACAGAGAGCCCGGCGGCCCUCAAGCUGGGCACCCAACAGCUGAUCCCCAAGAGCCUGGCCAUGGCCAGCAAGGCAAAGACCCCAGCCCGCCACCAGAGCUUCGGGGCGGCUGUACUUAGCAGGGAAGCCGCCCGGCGGAACCCUAAGCUCCUCCCAGCCCCCAGCUUCUCCCUGGACGACAUGGACAUGGACAAGGACCCCGGGGGCAUGCUGAGGCGGAACCUGCGGAAUCAAUCCUACCGGGCAGCCAUGAAGGGCCUGGGGAAGCCAGGUGUCCAGGGGGACGCCAUCCAGCUAAGCCCUAAGCUCCAGGCUCUGGCCGAGGAACCCAGCCAGCCUCACACUCGGAGCCCGGCCAAAAACAAGAAGACGCUGGGGAGGAAACGGCACAAGGGCUCCUUCAAGGACGACCCCCAGCUCUACCAGGAGAUCCAGGAGCGGGGCCUGAACACCAGCCAGGAGUCUGAUGACGACAUCCUCGAUGAGUCCUCCAGCCCCGAGGGAGCCCGGAAGGUGGACACCACCAUUGUGGUCAAGAGCUACCGGCCCGCCCAGGUCACCUGGAGCCAGCUCCCAGAGGUGGUGGAAUUGGGCAUCCUGGACCAGCUCUCCACUGAAGAGCGGAAAAGGCAGGAGGCCAUGUUCGAGAUCCUCACGUCAGAGUUCUCCUACCAGCACAGCCUGAGCGUCCUGGUGGAGGAGUUCCUGCAGUCCAAGGAGCUGCGGGCAACCAUGACCCAGAUGGAGCACCACCACCUCUUCUCCAACAUCCUGGAUGUCCUGGGUGCCAGUCAGAGGUUCUUCGAGGACCUGGAGCAUCGGCACAAGGCCCAGGUGCUGGUCGAGGACAUCAGUGACAUCCUGGAGGAGCACGCCGAGAAGCACUUCCACCCCUACAUUGCCUACUGCUCCAACGAGGUCUACCAGCAGCGCACGCUGCAGAAGCUGACAAGCAGCAACGCCGCCUUCCGAGAGGUCCUGAGAGAGAUUGAGAGGCGGCCGGCAUGCGGGGGCCUGCCCAUGCUCUCCUUCCUGAUCCUCCCCAUGCAGCGGGUAACCCGGCUGCCCCUCCUGACGGAUACGCUCUGCCUCAAGACCCAGGGCCACUCCGAGAGGUACAAGGCCGCCAACCGCGCACUGAAGGCCAUCAGCAAGCUGGUGAGGCAGUGCAACGAGGGGGCCCACAGGAUGGAGCGCAUGGAGCAGAUGUACACGCUGCACACACAGCUGGACUUCAGCAAGGUCAAGUCCCUCCCACUGAUCUCCGCCUCCCGGUGGCUGCUGAAGCGCGGGGAGCUGUUCUUAGUGGAAGAAACCGGACUUUUUCGAAAAAUCGCCAGCCGGCCAACGUGCUACCUGUUCCUGUUCAACGAUGUCCUGGUUGUGACCAAGAAGAAGAGUGAGGAGAGCUACAUGGUCCAGGACUACGCCCAGAUGAACCACAUCCAGGUGGAGAAGAUAGAGCCGUCUGAGCUCCCUCUGCCCGGGGGCGGCAACCGCAGCUCCUCCGUGCCCCACCCCUUCCAGGUGACCCUGCUUCGCAACAGCGAGGGCCACCAGGAGCAGCUGCUGCUCUCCUCAGACUCCGCGAGUGACCGGGCGCGGUGGAUGGUGGCGCUCACACGCAGUGAGAGACAGUGGCAGGGCCUCUCCAACAAAGGAGGUGAGUGUGGGCUGGGGGCCUGCAGGGCUGGCCCUCUGCCAUGGCUGGGCACUUUGGCCCCCACUGUAGCCCAAGGGAGCCUGGCACCUGGCGUUGUGCUGCGGCCUGGCAGUCCGGGGAUGGGGCACCCUGGCCCCAGGGGAUGUGUCUGCUGGAGGCCGUUGGGGAGUGGAGCCUGGCCCAUGCCUCCCGACAGCCCUGCGAUGGCCACUGCCCUAUCCAGACCUGCCCCAGGUGGAGAUCACGAAGGCCUUCUUCGCGAAGCAAGCAGACGAGGUCACACUGCAGCAGGCGGAUGUGGUCCUGGUUCUGCAGCAGGAGGAUGGCUGGCUCUAUGGCGAGAGGCUCCGGGACGGAGAGACGGGCUGGUUCCCCGAGGACUUUGCCCGCUUCAUCACCAGCCGUGUGGCCGUGGAGGGCAACGUCCGCAGGAUGGAGCGUCUGCGGGUGGAGACGGACGUAUAGCCCUGCCGAGGCCAGCGGGUGGCAGCACAGCCUGUCCCCGAUCAGCAAGUGGCUGUGCCUGGCUCCAGAGAGCGUGGGGAGCUUGUCUCAAGGACCCAGCAUGGUUCCCUGGGGCUUCCCAAGAGCCUGUGGCUGUGGUGCCGGGCUCCGGACACUUCACAGAAGGAAGAUCACAUGUCCCCCGAGAGGCACCCCAGGCAAGCUCGAGGGGGCCACCCCAUGUCCCAGGGAGCCUUGCCUAUUCUCAUUGGCUGGCUGGGCCUCUCUCAGCUGCUGGGCCCCACCUCCCCACUGUACCCACGGGGCAACUCCACCCGGACUGAUGGGCACAGGAGGCACCAAUAGUGAUUAUUGGGGACAAUAUGAGGUCUCCUCCUGUGCUCUUCCUACCCCCAAGUGGGACAAGAAGGGCCCUGAGUGCCCAGGAGUGCCCCAUGUUCUGAGAGGGGGGCCUGCCAGAGGGAGGGGACCCGGCAGGGAGAUGUCGGUUUUGAGGUUUCUAAAUACAUUAAAGUUAUUUCUUAAGAA
Molecule: messenger RNA, 3028 nt
Organism: Symphalangus syndactylus (siamang)
Lineage: Eukaryota; Metazoa; Chordata; Mammalia; Primates; Hylobatidae
Gene: ARHGEF16
Product: Rho guanine nucleotide exchange factor 16
Biological process (GO): activation of GTPase activity
Molecular function (GO): protein binding; guanyl-nucleotide exchange factor activity
Source: RefSeq, a predicted model, not a curated record